Messenger RNA from Harmonia axyridis, 1499 nucleotides. It is a transcript of the gene Fic, whose product is annotated as protein adenylyltransferase Fic. Gene Ontology annotation, molecular function: protein binding. The transcript has a single exon. The coding region runs from base 167 to 1483 and encodes 438 amino acids. The record is from RefSeq and is a predicted model, not a curated record. NCBI's taxonomy places the organism in Eukaryota, Metazoa, Arthropoda, Insecta, Coleoptera, Coccinellidae.
AACUGUCAAUGUCAAACAUUCCAGUUUUCAAUAUUUUCAAUAUGAAAUGCUCACGUUAUGGCAUACGUAUCCGUGAAUAUUGUAAAACGAAGAAGAUGGAAGAGAUUCAAUGACGUUUUCAACAAUAAGAAAUUACGUAGAGUUUUAAAAAUUGGCAAAAUGAAAUAUGCACAUAUAUCAGUAUUGUGAAAUGAAUAGUUUUAUCAUAAUAACAUCCGUUAUUGUUUCAGUAUUGUGUGCAAUUCUAACAUCUUUGCAGCAUUAUUAUUCCAUCAAGUAUUUCAAAGAACCUGUAAUAAGAUACGAUCCUCCCUUAUUUGAUGAUUUCAUACCAACAGAUGAUACAAGUCUUAGUUAUUAUUCCCUAGAGGAUGAUACUAUAUUACAGGGUUUGAGUGAUGUUUUAGAUCCUCCAAAAUUGCAUGAAAAUACUAGAGAACAAGCAACUGAGACAGAAGUUCAUAAUACACUACAAGCUGCUCUUGCCUUUCACAUCACAGGUAAAAUAAAUAAAGCAAUGAAAUUAUUUGAACAUGCAGCAGCAAUGGCACCAUCAGAUGCAGAUGUACUUAACAAAUAUGGAGAAUUUCUAGAAAAAACUCAGAAAGAUGUGGUCACAGCAGAUGAAUUAUAUUUUAAGGCUCUCACAUAUUCUCCAGAUCACCCAGCUGCUCUUAUGAAUAGAAGAAGGACAGCACAAGUUGUAGAUAAAUUGGAUUUAGAAAUGUUGAAAAUGAUUGAUAAUAAAAGAGAUAAUUUGAAGGAAAUGUUCAGUAAGAACUCAUUUGAUAGUAUUAAGAAGCAAGCAUAUUUUUUACAUAUAUAUCACACUGUUGGCAUUGAAGGAAAUACAAUGACUAUUGAUCAAUUGAAAUAUUUACUUGAAACAGGGCAAGUUGUUUCAGGUAAAAGUAUCAUUGAACAUAAUGAAGUAAUAGGACUCCAGUUAGCUAUGAAAUAUGUAAAAUUGUUAACUAGAAAAAACUACAUUAGUGUCAAUGAUAUAUUAGGAAUUCAUAGACGAGCAAUGGGUCAUGUAGAUCCAGUCAAAUCAGGUCGAUUUCGUAAUGAGAAAGUCUUCAUUGGAAAGCACAUUCCUCCUCCGCCUAAAGAACUUCCUUCAUUAAUGGAAGCCUAUGAAUAUUGGUUAAACUCUGAAGAAGCUCAACAAUUGCAUCCAGUUCGUUAUGCUGCAUUAGCACAUUAUAAAUUGGUGGAUAUUCAUCCAUUUCACGAUGGCAAUGGUCGUACAAGUCGUUUAGUUAUGAAUUUAAUACUUAUUCGGGCAGGAUACCCUCCUGUAAUGGUUUUGAAAGAUCAGAGGGAAAAAUACUAUGAUGCUUUGAAUGCUGCUAAUUUGGGGGAUGUGAGGCCAUUUGUUAGGUUUAUUGCACAAUGUACGAUCCAAAUUCUUGAUAUGUAUAUGUAUGGAACUGAAGUUAUGUCAAUUGGAAAUGUUGAAAAAGAAAUAAUAAAUUAUUAAACAUUCAAAUAAAGUA